Dunckerocampus dactyliophorus (ringed pipefish) is the source of this 5247-nucleotide messenger RNA. It is a transcript of the gene atp10d, whose product is annotated as ATPase phospholipid transporting 10D. Gene Ontology annotation, biological process: phospholipid translocation. The record is from RefSeq and is a predicted model, not a curated record. The transcript is spliced from 23 exons. Gene Ontology annotation, molecular function: magnesium ion binding; ATP binding; ATPase-coupled intramembrane lipid carrier activity. Bases 458 to 4546 code for a protein of 1362 amino acids. Gene Ontology annotation, cellular component: plasma membrane. Lineage: Eukaryota; Metazoa; Chordata; Actinopteri; Syngnathiformes; Syngnathidae.
UUGACACGGGACAUCGAAACGCUGAAUGGAAAAAUGAGACCGCAUUUCAAAACAAUCAGUAAUAGAGAAGUAAAAGAUAAUUUCCAUUGCAUUUUCAUUUCAACUUUCCCCCCACUACGCACAUGCUAUCGCCCAUACCAUUUGGAAAUGAAACGAUAUUGUGAGACACCACGUCCCUCCCUCAGAAGCGGAAGGGUACAGCUUCGACUGGCUCCGACGAAACAAUAGUCAACUCAAUAGUCGUUUGGGGUGCUGAUCGGUGUUCGUGGAGCGGACCGUCGGUAACAGACAAGCCAUAGUAAUUAUUUGACCGAACUGAGAGCGUAGGGAGCUUACUUCUACGAAUCAAUCUUCGUAUGGACAUUAAAAGCAGGGAUGAGGACCUAGGUCAAGUCCCUAGUGGACUACAGAGGAAUAGAAGACCACGGAGGAAAGGCCUGGCCACCCUGCUGCAUAGAUGGAACGGCUCCACUCUCUGCAACGUCAAUGUUGGCAGCUCAUAGCUCGAGAGCCGGGCCGAGGCCGGUACUCGACCCAUAACGACCUGCACACCAAAAGCUCAGUGGAGUCCCACAGCCCCCCACAGAGAUGGAAAGAGACAAGAAGAACCAUUUUUGCUCGCCAGGGCCCCCACCAGCAAGCGCUCAAAGACAUUGCCAAAGGUUACAAGGGCAACGCCAUCUGCACUACCAAGUACAGCAUAUUGACCUUCAUCCCCUUGAACUUGUUUCAGCAGUUUCACAGGGCAGCCAACCUGUACUUCCUGUUCCUGGCUUUGCUGAACUGGGUGCCGGUUGUUGAAGCCUUUCAGAAGGAAAUUACCAUGAUUCCGUUGCUGGUGGUUCUUGCUGUCAUCGCCGUUAAAGAUGCCUUGGAAGACUACAGGCGCUACCUCUUUGACAAGAACAUCAACAGCAAAGUAGUGCGAGUGUAUUGUGGCAAGAAGAAAGCCUACAUGGAGAAAUGCUGGAAAGAUGUUCAAGUUGGAGACUUUGUUCGUCUGUCCUGCAAUGACAUCAUCCCUGCUGACAUUUUGCUGCUGUACUCCUCUGAUCCUCUCGGCAUAUGUUACAUUGAGACUGCCAACCUGGAUGGAGAGACCAAUCUGAAACAGAGGCAGGUGGUUGCAGGUCUUCCACUGCAGGGAGUGGAGUUUACGCCCGAAAGCUUCCACAGUCGUAUUGAGUGUGAGAAUCCCAACAACGACCUCGGCAGGUUUCGAGGUUUCAUGGAGCACACGAGUGGGGCUCGUGCUGGCCUUCACAAUAACAACCUCCUGCUGAGAAGUUGCACGAUUCGUAAUACAGAAACUGUGGUGGGCAUUGUGGUCUAUGCUGGACAUGAAACCAAAGCCAUGAUGAACAACAGCGGGCCGAGAUAUAAAUGGAGCCAGUUGGAGAAGCGCCUGAACAUUGAUGUCCUGUGGUGUGUGCUGCUGCUGAUCAUCAUGUGUCUCACUGCUGCUAUUGGUCAUGGACUCUGGCUGAAGCAGCUCAAAAAUGCAGUCUUUCUGACUGAAGAGGAGACAUCUCCUGCCCUGGCUGGCUUUUACGUCUUUUGGACCAUGAUAAUUGUGUUACAGGUGCUGAUUCCCAUCUCUCUAUAUGUGUCCAUUGAAAUUGUGAAGCUGGGCCAAAUCUACUUCAUUCAAAACGACAUUUCCCUCUACAAUGAGCAUGUGGACUGCAGGAUCCAGUGCCGUGCUCUCAACAUAACGGAGAACCUGGGUCAGAUCCAGUACUUGUUCUCUGAUAAGACUGGAACUCUUACUGAGAACAAGAUGGUGUUUUGCCGUUGCAGUAUUUAUGGGAUCGAUUAUCCUCAUGCGGAAAACGCUCGAAGACUGAAGUUGUACGAGACGGAGAAGAGUGAAGGUGCUGGUCGCUCCAUGACUCUUAAAUCUGCCUGCGGUGGUGAAUCUCUGCGGUCUCGUUCCCCCAGCAACAACCCCAGCUCAGUAUGUCUGCACACACUCCCUGCUGAGGUAGAGGAACUUUCCAACCACUUCCGUCCUAGAACCGGUGCCUUCUCCAGCCAAAUGGCAAAGGAGGUGAUACCAGACCCUGAGCUGGUGAAGAAAUUGAGCUGGCUUUGCUCUCCUACGCUGCCUCAAGGUGCUGGUUCUUGUGAGACGACAUCCAUUCAAGAACUCACCUACAUCACAGACUUUUUCCUGGCAUUGGCCAUUUGCAACAGUGUCGUGGUGUCCUCUCCCAGCCAGCCUCGAUACACGGUAGCUGAGGCACGAACGCCUAUAAAGUCUUCGGAAGAAAUCCAAAUGAUGUUCCAUCGUUCCGUCAGUUUAUCAUCUUUCUCAGCCCUUUCCACACUUCCGCCUACUCAAAUAAGAGGAAACCCUCGCUGCUCCAGUAUAGUGUUUACACGAGAGAAGACGGGCACCUUCACACACUCUCCUCCACACAGUAGGACUACAGAUGCUUCAACUGUAAACCAUGGGGGUAACGUCGAAACCUCCCAAUGGAGGUGUAAGUUAGACUCUGCAAAUGAGGAAGAGCUCAGCAAUUUACAGGUGGAGGACAAUGCAAAGAACAUGAUCGAUGAAACUGCUGCUGAGAAUGACACAGAUGAUGAACUGCUAUAUGAGGCAGAGAGUCCAGACGAAGCUGCUCUGGUCCAUGCAGCGAGAGCUUACCACUGCACGUUGCGGGGACGGUGUGCAGAGAGCCUUACCGUGAACCUGCCUGGAAUCGGCACUCUGGCUGUCCAACUACUUCACAUCCUGCCUUUUGACUCCAACAGGAAGAGGAUGUCAGUGGUGGUCCGCCAUCCUGUCACUGGACAAGUGGUGGUCUACACCAAAGGAGCAGACUCGGUCAUCAUGGACCUGGCUGAGACACCGAAAGGUGCAGAACAGGUGCCGGAGAGCUAUGGUUACAUUAGAGAGCAAACCCAGAAGCAUUUAGACAGCUAUGCUCGAGAAGGCCUCCGUACUCUCUGCAUUGCUAAAAAGGUGCUGGUGGAAGAGGAGUAUGAGGUGUGGCUCAAGAGUCAUUUGCUGGCAGAGAGCAGCAUUGAGAACCGGGAGGAGCUGCUGCUUGAUUCAGCAGAAAGACUAGAGACCAACCUCACUCUUUUGGGGGCCACUGGCAUUGUCGACAGACUACAGGAGGAGGUGCCAGAGACAAUUGAAUGUCUCCAAAGAGCCGGUAUCAAAGUGUGGGUCCUUACUGGAGACAAACAAGAGACUGCCAUCAACAUUGCCUAUGCUUGUAAACUCAUUUGUCCCAAUGACCAACUUCUGACUGCCAACUGUGAAAGCAAGGAAACCUGUGCAGAACUUCUUGAGGAGCUUAAACUAGAAGUGCAGUGCAGUGAAGAGUACCCAAGUAAAAAGAGUCCUGAGGAAUCAUCCUCAGGGAGUGUGGCCGGCUUCAUAUUAAUCAUAGAUGGCCGGACACUUGCCUGGGCUCUAAAAGAAGAACUCAAGAGUUGCUUUCUGGAGGUGAGCAGUUCCUGCAAGGCUGUCAUCUGCUGCCGUUCCACUCCACUGCAGAAAAGCCAAGUGGUGCGACUGGUCCGGGACCAGCUCAAAGUCAUGACCCUGGCAGUGGGUGACGGGGCCAAUGAUGUGAGCAUGAUCCAAGUGGCUGAUGUGGGCAUAGGGAUAUCCGGACAGGAAGGAAUGCAGGCUGUUAUGUCCAGUGACUUUGCCAUUUCAAGGUUUAGGCACCUCAGUAAGCUGCUGCUGGUUCACGGCCACUGGUGUUUCUCUCGUCUUGCAAACAUGAUCCUGUAUUUUAUUUACAAGAAUGUGAUGUUUGUGAACCUGCUGUUUUGGUAUCAGUUCUUCUGUGGUUUCUCUGGGAGCGUCAUGACCAACUCCUGGGUUCUGAUAUUCUUCAACCUGUUCUUCACCUCUGUUCCUCCUCUCAUCUACGGCAUCCUUGACAAAGACAUAGCUGCAGAUAAACUGAUGCGAAUGCCUGAGCUUUACCAUUCUCUGCAUGCCUCUAAGGCUUACGCUUCAUUUGCCUUCUGGUUCACAGUCCUGGACGCCUUUUACCAAAGCCUGGUUUGCUUUUUUGUGCCCUAUUGUGCCUACGCUGGAUCGGAUGUCGGCGAGCUCUCCUUCGGCUCACCAAUCAACGCCUCAGCUCUCCUCAUCAUCCUGCUCCACCAAGUCAUUGAGAGUCACACUCUGACAUGGAUUCAUGUUGGGGUGUUGGUGCUCAGCGGAGGGUCAUACUUUGCCUUUGUGCUGCUCUUCAGUGUUUGCUGUGUGACCUGUAGCCCCCCUACCAACCCUGUGGGUGUAGAAGUUCUCCAGAUGUCCCAUGCCCUCUUCUACCUUGUGUGUGCUCUCACUACUGUGACAGCCCUGUUGCCCAGACUCCUGUUCCGUGCCCUUUACAACACAAUGCACGGGCCUGCUCCGAUGCAAGCGGCUUACGGGGACAAAGUAGAACCGGAGGAGUACCACAGAAGAAUGCGUCACCGGAACUUGAAGCUCUGUGUGACGAACAGGCGGCCAGAGCAUGCUGACGACACCAGCCUGGAGCACAGCACAGAAUCUGUCGUCUUUUGAUAAUGAAAAGUUCACAUGUAAGGUUGUUGCAAUGUUGUUUUGUCUGUUUACAGUAUUUGCUUGACUUAUUGAGCACAGGAUGGAUGGACUGAUCUUCACAAGAGAUAAUACUCCAGAAAUGAGACUUGGAUAAAACUUUGUAGUAGUUCCAGCUUAAUUAGUCAGCUGUCGUCUGAAAAUGAGUCAACAGAAUAUUGUCUAAAUAGCUGGCAACACAAGUGAAUACACAUCGCAGUUGACAUAGCGGGAGCACUCUUUCUAUGAAGCACUACUUGAACCCGUAAUAUUUCUGGUAAGUGCGCAACAACAGUAAUUGGUUUGGGACAGCACUACACUGCCACACUGAACCACAGCUCCCCAGAGCCGAACUCAUGUAGCGCCAGAGGCUACUGCCAUGCUGUCAUUUUUGGAAAAUUAUGGUAGUGGGAAAGUCAUAAUAUUACAGGAAUAAUGUCAAAAUAUUAUGGGAAUAAAGUCCUAAUUACGAGAUGAAAAUUUACCACAAGAAAGUUGAAAUAUUUACAAAAUGAUAUAUUAAAAAAAAAACAACAAGCAGAAAUGGAAUAAACCAUGAGACAUUUUGCAAGAAUAAAGUCAAAAUACUAAGAGAAAGAAGUCGUAUUCUUACGAGGAAAAAAAGUCACAAAUUGAUGAAAAUGAACAUGUAAUGUGAGGAAAAAUAAUGUCAUUUUGGUUGCAUA